Messenger RNA from Culicoides brevitarsis, 5616 nucleotides. RefSeq lists its product as uncharacterized. NCBI's taxonomy places the organism in Eukaryota, Metazoa, Arthropoda, Insecta, Diptera, Ceratopogonidae. Gene Ontology annotation, molecular function: protein binding. The coding region runs from base 126 to 4793 and encodes 1555 amino acids. The record is from RefSeq and is a predicted model, not a curated record. The transcript is spliced from 6 exons.
GUGAAUAUUUUAGUGCGUAAAACGAGUGAAAAGCACGGAAAAUUGCCCAUUAAACGCAAGACGAAGGCAAUUGCGACGAAAUUCAAGUGCGGAAAAUGCCAAAUUGAGGAAAACAAGUGCGCGGAAUGUCGAGACGAGCAAUUGACCCGGAUGAGCAAGCAGCAGCAGCGACGACGACGACAAAUUUAAUCGAAGAAUUUCUGGCGAAGACGAGUUCGUUGCGUAACUCGAAGGAAGAGAAGGAACGACAGAAUGAGGUGAUAAGUUAUGCGGGGGGAUUGACCGAAACAGCUGCUGGAGGCGAUUCGUAUGCUGUCGUAGCGCAUCUCGAUGACGAAGGUGAAAGUACGUCGAGUGACAACCAUGUAAGGAACACCGAUAGUGGAUUUUCUACAAUUUGCGACUACGGUAGCGACGUGAAUUGCACACCGAAGCGAUCGUGUUUCAUCGAUGCCAGCACUUUGUACGACGAAAAUGAGUUUGAUUCGCUGCCAUCGACCACGGCAACGGGCGCGGAGUCAUUUCGGGCGAGUAUCAGUUCGAAUAACAGCUCAACCUCGUCCUCAAGUCAACCGCGUUCUGAUUCGCGGCAAGAAAAUGAGAAGCGUCAAGGUUAUUUAGUCUUCAAAAACUCCAUUCAUCAAUAUUCGGGGCAUCCAAUUUCAACUUCCUCGAAUUCUAACAGCAAAGAAGCCGAAGAUUUCGAGAUUGUAGACUUCCCCGAAGAAAAUGGGACCCCCCAAAACUCCUUGGCAUACAUCCCAACUGCAGCGCAUGACGAUGACAGAGGUCGAGUUGAGGACCCCGCGCCCAUUUUAACUGCUGCCGAGCUUUAUUCGAGUCGUGCGGCAAUGACAAAGCGCCAAAAACACGACGAAUCGGCGCCAAUUGUCUCUGGAGGAGCAAGUUUGACGGAUUUUAAGCCCUCAAUGACAGAAAGUCCCGCGGUGAGACGUCGUACGGAGAUGUGUCCCAUCGUUUCCGGCGGUUUUUGUGACACAGAUUUGCCGGUUGAGACAAAAGAACCCAAAAAACGAUCAUCUUCCGUGACUUCGGCUUCGUGGGUGGUCGAUGUCAGCAGUUUGAGGGGCUCAAGUCACACGACAGAAGCCAAAAAUGACUUUAGCAGUUUGAAAUAUACGCGGGAAACGAGUUCACCAAAGCCCAGUUUGAGUUUUUACGUGAAUUUGGAGCCGGAGAAGAAGGAAACGAAGGAAUUGAGGGAUUAUGAGACCCCGAAAUCGCUUCAACUCACGAAAUCUACGGGAUUUUUCAUUGAUUUGUCGGGAGAUAAGGAAGUUCCGAAGGAAAAAAAGAAAAUUACAGCGCCAGAACCUGUGGUAAUUGCUAAAAAACAAGAAGAAACUGACACGAAAAAUAUUUUUUCCAUGUUCAUUGACUUUGGUGAGAACAAAAAACCACGUACUGGUACGCCGCGACUCUCAAACAGUUCCUUCAAAAGUCUCGAUGGCAGUUUCAGAGGCGCAACUGCUCAAAAUAAGGACAACAAAGAAGUCACGGAGCAAAAACCAGCCGUCAUUAAGGCUUCUGAGCAAGAAGAAACGAAAAUUCCCGAAACUCCGAGUCCCGAUAAGCAAUCUCUGACCUCGGAAUCUUUCACGUCGAACACAAAUUCGCACGACGGCGGCGUAAAUGGCGGCAAAAAGCAACAAGACGCAAAAAUUAACGAAACUUUUGACAAAAGUUCACUCGGUUCAUUGACUGACGGCAUCCUAUCGAAGGAUUUAUCGCCAAUUUCGAGCACCGAAACUGACGAUGCGACGUUCCAGCGCGAUUCAGACGGAAGUUUUGUGCCACAGAAGAAAUCCGAGUCGAAAGAAUCGAUUAUCAGGUCACAAGAAUCCGACAUGCAAAUUGCCAUGGAUUCGAUUCAAGCGAGAAUUGAGAUUCAGAAACAAGCGUUACUCGAUACGCCAACGAGUGACGGUGGGACUUUUGUAAAAUUAUCGGAUAUGGAUAAACAACCGAAAUCGUUGACGGGCUUGGAAGACGUGCAAAAACCACGUGGAAAGGGAAUGUCGGCGUCAGCUGGAAUGACGGGAAUUAAGAAGCAUAAUUGGUUGGGCGACUUGGGAACGCAAAAUGGUGACUUGGGGAAGCAAACGAAUCUGUCGCCGUCUGAGGGAAAUGUUAAUUCGAUCCCGUUGGCGUCUUCGGUGGAGAAUUCCAAGUCACUUAGUCGAUUGUUUCCGCAUCUCAGUGAUGUUUUCAGUAAAAGCCUUCCCAAUGACAGCGAAUUCACAAGUUAUCGCAACUCCAACUACUUGAGCGACAUCGCACAGUCAGAUAUCUCCAACACAACGACAUCAAGUGUGACAUCAGGCUUAGAUUCCCCCGAUGAGUCAUCCAUUUCGUGUCGUCAACCGCGUCGCUUGGGUGAAGAUCUACUCAAGAUGUUUUUGCAGGAAAUUGCGACAGAUAUCACCGUAGAAGUCGGCAGCAAGAAAAUGCGAGCACAUAAAUGCAUUUUACGGUCCCGUUGUCAAUAUUUUGCUGCAAUUCUCGCUGGAAAUUGGGUCGCCAAUGCCGGAAAUGUCAUUUCGUUGUCGGGAUAUUCGUAUGCUGCGGUGCACUUUGCCUUGUGUCAUAUUUAUUCGGGUGCCUCGUAUCCGCCCGAGGGAAUUAGUUUGAUGGAAUUGGCGAGUCUUAGCGAUUUGCUGGGACUGGAAGGCCUGAAGGAAGUGACAACGUACGCCUUAAAAAUUAAUUAUUGUCACAAUUUCCAUAAACCGUGUUCCGGAUGCAUCGAGGGAGUGAUGCAAGUGUUUCCGGUGACGCUAAAUCAUGGCCUUGAUGAUCUCUACAGGAAGUGUUUGAAGUGGAGUUGUAAAUAUUGGGGCAAAAUAUGGACUACGAGGUCGUUUGCACUGUUGCCAACUGACGUUAUCUAUCGAUGUCGGCAGAGUAUUUUGUCUCAUAUGAGCUCUGAAUCAGUUCUCAACUCAAUAAUCGACUGCGAGCAAAUGCUUUCUGUGCUCGAACUCUCACGCUGGGCCGUUCUUGUGGAAAAUGUUGUACGAGAAAUCCUCGAAUCAGCUCAUAUGUACAUCGCGGAUCACUUUGCGAACCUUCUUGCGAGUGACAGCUUUUUAUCACUGGGUCACGGUAAAAGUUGGGCAAUUACCAACUUGGAGGACCUCCUUUUGCGCACCGCUAGUACAUUAACCCCCGACCAAGCAUGCAAAAGUUACCCGAGAGCCGUUCGUUUGAACACUCUCUUGACUGUUCCGAACUCCCUGUCCUUCGACAACAGCAAAAAAUCAAAAGAUCACUCGGAUGACGACGAUUCUCUCACGUGGAACGAAGAUUUUGUGCGUCUCGUGAGUGCGAUCUUGACUGCCGUCGAGCAAUGUCUCAUCCGACAAUGUUCGCGUGCCAUGAAAUGCAGCUCGUUCCAACGAAUGGACCCGAAUUUGAAGAGUAAGAUCCAGAAAUUGGCUUGCAUCACGGAUGUGAUUGAGGAAAAGAAGCUGACGAGUAUGAGAAAUAAGUUGAACUCUAAUUACCAAAUCGCAUCGUACCAAUCACGUGAUAGCGGAUUAAAUCAAAUCCGGAUGGCAAUUCAGGCACAUAACAACAAGUCAAACCGCGCUCCAGCUCCAGUUCCUUUGCAACCGUCCGUUUCGACGGCGACAGCGAACAAACCAAAUGUGCCGAAAAUGGGAAUGGGCAGCAAAACGCAUCGUUUUGUCGAUGAAACGCGUUUUGGAUCACUUCCAACGGCAAUGACGAAGCAAAUUCCCCGCGCCGAGAACGUUGAACGACUAAAAGUGGCACAAAAUGGCGGAAAUUCGACAGGAAGUUCUCGUAAAAGCAGCAAUUUUUCAGUUUUGUCUGAAGCGAAGAACUCCAGUAGCAGCGGCGUAAGUUCAUCUCUUCCAAAAUCGCGCUUAGCUGAUGUGAAACCGCGUUAUUUGGAGCCUAAAAAAUUGCAUGUGGCUGAAAUAACGCGCGGCGUUGGUAAUAAAUCGAACGCUUCGUCACGAACUGCAAGCCCAACUGUCGUGCGAAAGAAUAAAAUGGCGGAUAGCAAGGCGUCACAAGACUCGAACAUCUCUUUGGACAGCUUGACAUCGCCGAUGCGCAAGAAAAGUUCAAUUAUUUCCAGCAAACACACUUCCAAGGAGUCGCUAACGGCAUUUUACCAAGCGAACGGCAUGAAAGGACCGCAAAAAGAAAAUGUCGACAAAAACGGGAAAGCAAGUUCGGUGCGUUCAGCUCGUAGUCGCAUCGGAUCCGGCAGUUCAACGCAGUCCCAUUCAAGUUCUUUGGCUCCGGCGAAUCGAACAGUUCGAAAUUUAAAGUCUAAAAGUACGGAUACGUCACCCGGCAAUGCCCCAAAGAGCUUUUUCACGCAACGUUCGCGAAAUAUCCUCAUGAAACGCGAACAAAAGUUCGGUUCGAGUGUUCCUGUGCCAGUUCCGGUGCAACUUCCAACCUCCGCACGCGAAAGAAAUAAGCUUCGAUCACAAUUGGGGGUCUCAAAUGUACCGUUGCCCGUCACAGCGAAGACCACGACAUCAAAAGCGAUGGCAAAUCCCUUGAGGAAAUCCGCCUCAGCGACUUCUGCAGCAAGUAACAAGUCGACAACAGCAAAAAUUGACGUCACAAAGGCGAAAAAUGAGAAAAACAAGAAAAAAUCGCCCGUGCAAGCGACUAUCGUGUAUGAAAGAGUCGAGGAAUUGAGUGGAUCGACGACGUCACGCCUCGAACGGUCAAGUACUUUUUGCAAGGAAUCAUCGGAUAUCACAGAUCUGGUCACCAUUGAGUAAAAAGUGCACGAAAAAAUGAGCAGAAAUGCUUCUCUAGUCAUAAACCAAAAUAAUAUGCCCCAAUUUUCUCCUUUUUCAUUAAGAAAAAAAAAGUUACAAAGUAAUCUCAUCUUGUUAGAAAUCUCUCUUAUGUUAAAAAAAAUAAUAUUUUAGAAUUAAAGUUAAAAAUUUAAAAAAAUAAUCGAUCGAAUGGACCGUACUAAGUAAAAAAAAACUAAAAAUAACGAAAAAUUGUGAUGGCAAAAACUGAAAUAAUAAUUAAAGUUAUUAAUUGAUAUCAUUCCAUAUUCAUAAAAAUAUGGCUUUUAAGUAAAAAUUUAGCACGUAAGAGCUUAUAAAAAAAGUAUUGAUUGAAAUCUUGCUAAUUUUUUUGAAUUUUGUAAAGUAUUAUUAAAAAUAAUUUUAAAAAUUUUGUUCAAGUGAUUUAUAAAAAAAAAGUUGUCGCAUGGAAAAUUUCUUUUUUGGAAAAAAAAUCUCUAACCACCUGCAAAAAAAAAUAUUUCGUCCCUUUUUGAAUCUCUAAAAAAAAAUUUUUUUAACGCACUACUCUAGGAUAGUUCUAACAUACGUAAGACCAAAGGUUACAAUUAAUUAUUGUUAGAAAUAUCACUCAACUUAGCCUUUCCCCGCAGUAAAUUUGGGGAAAAAUUCCGUCUUUUUGAUCUCAGUUUUCAUGACAGAAAAACUCGAAACUUAAAAAUGCCUGUGACCUCUUUUUUUAUUUGGAUAGAAAUUUAGUUUUAAGUUGAUGAAAUUAGUUAUUAUUUAAAGGAAAGAAUUGAUGUCUACUACUUCUAUGUAGAAACGUAUGGAAAUAUUUAGA